This is a messenger RNA of Morus notabilis, 2651 nucleotides long. RefSeq names its product transcription termination factor MTEF18, mitochondrial. NCBI's taxonomy places the organism in Eukaryota, Viridiplantae, Streptophyta, Magnoliopsida, Rosales, Moraceae. Gene Ontology annotation, cellular component: chloroplast. Gene Ontology annotation, biological process: chloroplast organization; regulation of DNA-templated transcription. Gene Ontology annotation, molecular function: double-stranded DNA binding. The transcript has a single exon. The record is from RefSeq and is a predicted model, not a curated record. The coding region runs from base 90 to 1775 and encodes 561 amino acids.
CUUCCUACUUCCAAGGACACUCUUUUCUUCUGCAACCUCCGUUGAAGCUUCUUGAUUUUCUCUCCUCACAAGAAACCCCUCACUUCACCAUGCCUCUUCGGAAAUCUCUCUUCACCUUCCUCUCGCGCAACUUCGCUUCCUCUUCCUCCGCCGCCGCCGCCAGGAAGCUUCCAGUAAUCCGAGGAACCAACAACAUUCACCCCAUUCACAAGCCCAGAGCUCUCAAGGAAGCUCAGAAAGCCCUAACCGACUAUCUCCACUGCACCAGAGGAUUGCCCUUCAUCUUCGCCGAGUUGAUCGCCGCCAAUUCUCUCUUCGCCCUCUCCGACCUCAUUCGCAAGAUUCGCUUCUCCGCUUUCACCUUCUCCGAAAGCUUUGAAAGCCUCAUCAGGUAUCAUCCCAUUAACGAAUUCGAAUUUUUCCUCGAAAGCAUUGGCAUAGCUCGCGACGAAGUUCCUUUCUUUUUGCCAAAGAACAAGUUUUUCUUUUCCGAGGAUUUGAAUAUUCUAGAUGCUUCUUUAGCGCUUAUUCAGUUUGGGUUUCCGUGGAAUAAGUUGGGGGUUUUGUAUAAAGAGGAAGGUUCGAUUUUUAGCAUGUCUUCUAAUGAGUUAGUUGAGAGGUUUCGCGUGUUUAAGCAGUACUUUGGCAUUGAUAAUCUUCGUGUGGUUGGUAUUUGCUUGGCUUUCCCUUACUUGUUGACUGUGGAAGGCGAAUUGGGUAGUUGUAUCGAGGCGAUUUUCGAGGAUUUGGAAAUGGUUUUUCUGAAUUUUGAAAUGGCAAGUUGUUCUGUGGAGGAAAAUGUGGAUGCUUGGUAUAAGCUUUGUAGGAAAGUUAAGGUGUUUUAUGAGUUGGGUUGCGUGAAGGGGAAAGUAGGAGAACUAAUGUGUAAGAGGAAAGAGCUUAUUUUUCCAUGUCCAAAAGAGGCUUUGGUUCGAAAAGCAGAGUACUUUUGUAAAUUCGGUGUUAGAAAGGAUGAUGUGGGAUUGCUACUUCUUGAGAGUCCAGAAGUUUUGAAUCUUGACUUGGAAACACCGGUGAUAUCGGUGUUAGGAUUUUUGGAACACUUUAGAUUGGACAAGAAAGAAUUGCAGUUCGUAGGCGAAAAGUACCCUCAUGUGUUGGGUAGAAAUAAAAUGGCUAAUCUACCUCAUGUAAUGAAAGCUUUGAGUCUACGUGAAUGGUGCUUCAACAAAAUUAGGAAAACUAACGGUCGGUUAUUGGCAACGUAUGCCAUCAGUGGCCCUGAUGAAGAUGUGGAUAAGGAGUUCGUAGAUGCCUUGGAGAGGAUCAAAUCUUCAAGGUGGGCGACUCAUGCAAUGAGUAAAGUGGAUUUCUUGAGAGGAAUCGGGUUUGGAGAGAAUGGUUCAACUGUAAAGGUUCUAAAGUACUUGCACGGGACUAGAAGUGAGUUGCAGGAACGGUUUGAUUGUUUUCUUCGACUAGGUAUUGAACACUCAAAGGUUUGUUUGAUGAUAAAAAUGGAGCCUCAUAUACUUAGUAUAAGCCCAGAACUAUUAGAACAGAAGGUGAAUUUUCUGUGCCAUGAAAUGGGAUCUUCUUUACAAUACCUUGAAGGUUUCCCAGGAUUUUUGUCGUAUGACUUGGAAACACGGAUUAAACGCAGAUACAGACUUUAUGUUUGGCUUAGAGAGACGGGCUUGUCUACCAAGAGAUACUCUAUUGCGAGCAUGCUUUCUGCCACUGAAAAGAAGUUCAUAAUACGCCUUCUUAAAAUUCACCCAGCUGCUGCAAAACAGUAUUUAGAGUGUUUCUAAUAUGAAAAACACCUGUCAUUGAUUGUGAGGAGACAUCUUUGACUUGAGCCUUUUAACAUUGUGUCCAGAAUAUCGUCGGGAAGCUUAUCUGAUAACGAGACCUUUAAAAUUGCCCCUUCAUGGAUGAUUUAUGUGCUUCUAUUUAAUGUCCGGCAGGGUGAUCAUGAGUUUGCCUCCCUAGAAUUCUUGUUCUCAAAUACCAACACCGGAUUCUUUUGCUUGCAUUUUUAGGACUGCAGCAACUGGGGUUGCUGACGAUCCUAUGGCUGAGAUUUACUUUUGAUCGAGUGUUUUUCGCAUAUAUGAACAUUGUUGUUCUGCUCUAUUGUUGUGUGGUAUCAAAAGCAGAUCUCAUGUCUUGUUUCCCUCCAAAAAAGUGGGUACAGAAUUGAGAAUUCUCUGGAAGGCGGGAUAGAUGCAUCUGUAAAUGUGUUUGCAAUGCCAGUGCAUCAUGAAUAAUGGUGGCAAUCUGUAUGAUGAAGUUCAUUUCUACGCCUUCUAAACGAUCAAUUACCAUCAAUACUUCUCUUGCAUAUUUGGGUUUGAAUGAUCAUUUAGCUUGAUUGUGCAACCUCCAAAAUUGUUCUUUUCCGGAAUUACUCGUAUAACGAAAGAGGAACCCUUCGAGCCCAAUGCAGAUUUUUGCAAGUGUAGUGCUGCAAACUGAAGUGAGUAUUGGAGAAUUGGGGGGUCAUAUAUUUUAAUAUUGUUCAAAAUAGCAUUUUUGACUUUAUCAUUGAGCAAUUUGGUUGAGAUCAGCUCUCGUAAUGUGCUUGGGAGGAGAGAGAAAAGCUUUAUGUGUUUUAGCGCCUUGAAAAUAUCAGAAAGCAGUUCAUGGUAGCUUUCCAAUGUCUUGUUUAAACACGAUUAGCAUCA